Messenger RNA from Guillardia theta CCMP2712, 969 nucleotides. RefSeq lists its product as hypothetical. NCBI's taxonomy places the organism in Eukaryota, Cryptophyceae, Pyrenomonadales, Geminigeraceae. The record is from RefSeq and is a predicted model, not a curated record. The coding region runs from base 1 to 969 and encodes 322 amino acids. The transcript has a single exon.
AUGACGGUAGACGGCAGCGACAGGUCGAGCAAGAGGAGGAGGCUGGAGGGAUCAGACAAGACGAGAGAGGAAGGAGGAGAGGGAGGCGACGACAAUGCAGACAUAGAGAAGCGAGUGAAGAAAAGAGCGAAAGUAUGCGAGCACGGGCGGCAGCAAUCAAAAUGCAAGGGAUGCGGGGGCGGCAGCAUAUGCGAGCACGGGCGGGUCCGAUCACAAUGCAAGGGAUGCGGGGGCGGGAGCAUAUGCGAGCACGGGCGGCAGAGAUCACAAUGCAAGGAGUGCGGGGGCAGGAGCAUAUGCGAGCACGGGCGGGUCCGAUCACAAUGCAAGGGAUGCUGGGGCGGGAGCAUAUGCGAGCACGGGCGGCAGCGAUCGAAAUGCAAGGGAUGCGGGGGCAGGAGCAUAUGCGAGCACGGGCGGGUCCGAUCGAGAUGCAAGGACUGCGGGGGCAGGAGCAUAUGCGAGCACGGGCGGCGGCGAUCGGAAUGCAAGGAGUGCGGGGGCAGGAGCACAUGCGAGCACGGGCGGGUCCGAUCGGGAUGCAAGGGAUGCGGGGGCAGCAGCAUAUGCGAGCACGGGCGGCAGCGAUCAAGAUGCAAGGAGUGUGGGGGCAGGAGCAUAUGCGAGCACGGGCGGGUCCGAACGCAAUGCAAGGACUGCGGGGGCAGCAGCAUAUGCGAGCACGGGCUGCAGCGAUCGAAAUGCAAGGGGUGCGGGGGCAGCAGCAUAUGCGAGCACGGGCGGGUCCGAUCGGUGUGCAAGGAGUGUGGGGGCAGCAGCAUAUGCGAGCACGGGCGGGUCCGAUCACAAUGCAAGGGAUGCGGGGGCGGGAGCAUAUGCCAGCACGGGCGGGUCCGAUCGGGAUGCAAGGGAUGCGGAGGCGGCAGCAUAUGCGAGCACGGGCGGGUCCGAUCGAGAUGCAAGAGAUGCGGGGGAGGGAGCAGCAGGUACAGACAGGCGAGGAGCUGA